This is a messenger RNA of Phycomyces blakesleeanus NRRL 1555(-), 948 nucleotides long. RefSeq lists its product as hypothetical. Gene Ontology annotation, biological process: dephosphorylation. The record is from RefSeq and is a predicted model, not a curated record. The transcript has 6 exons. NCBI's taxonomy places the organism in Eukaryota, Fungi, Mucoromycota, Mucoromycetes, Mucorales, Phycomycetaceae. Gene Ontology annotation, molecular function: phosphoprotein phosphatase activity. Bases 1 to 837 code for a protein of 278 amino acids.
AUGGGACAACAUGUAGGUCUCACUAUUCCACGUUGGAUCGAUGUCGAAGGUGUCAAGAAUUUCCGCGAUAUUGGCGGUUGGGCCUUACGUGAUGGCAGUGGAUACAUUCGAGAAAGGAUUGUGUUUAGAUGUGGGAAUCUUGUGGGUAUUAAACCCAGUGGGAUCAAAACAUUGCAACAGUUGAAUGUCAUUGCUGCAUUUGAUUUCAGAUCAGAUCCAGAAGUUGAACGUCAAGGAGUAAUGCCUGAAAUACCUGGAUUAACCCGUGUGCCCUCGGCCAUGUUUACUAAGGAUGAUUAUUCACCUGCUGCCUUGUCAGUACGGUGGAAAGGAUAUUUUGAAGGUCCCACUGGAUUCCCAAAAGUAUAUCGAAUAAUCCUUGAAAAGGCUGGUCCAAAAUAUCGAUCAAUUUUUCUUCAUCUUCUUGAACAUCACUCCACACAAUCUACAAAAUCAAUCAUUGUUCAUUGUACGGCUGGAAAGGACCGCACUGGCCUCUUUGUGAUGCUGUUGUUUGGAUUGUGUGGAGUGGAUGAAGAAGUGAUUGCAAAUGAAUACGCACUCACAAAUCUGGGCUACUGGGAACCCGAACAUGAACUGGAAGCCAAGGCAAGGUCACUUGGUGCUACUCUUGACAACGUGCGCAUGGUGAUGUCUGCACCAUAUCUUGCUAUGAAGCAGACAAUUGAACUGGUCAAGGAAGUAUAUGGGUCAAUUGAGGGCUAUAUUCGCAAAGAGUGUGGUUUGACAGACGAACAAAUCAAGGAAAUCCGUAAAUUAAUGGUAGUUCCCAUUCGUUUUGAAGAGCGGCAAUUGUUCCGUCCUUUGCCUUACUAGAAGAAGAUGGUGAUUAUGGGGAAGAAUACGUAUAUAAAAUAACACUAAUAAUAAUGUUGAUAUUAACAAUAAUAAUAAUAAAAACCCCCCUCUCUUUCUUUCGUUUUCUUU